AUGUUCAAAAUUCAGGACUUCCAGGGGAUGCAAUACUCCCGAAAUGGUGCCUCACAGGACUAUUCCUACUUCAACGAGCAGUAUGCAACCUCAACAUACCAGACGGAACAUGACAUGAACCCAGCCCUUAUCGUGCAACCGAAAGAAGAUGAGGACGUCAUCCGCGCUAUCAACUGGGCCACAGAAAACAAAGUUGCGAUCGCUGUUAAAAGCGGUGGUCACCAGUACAGUGGUGCAUGCUCCACCGGUGGUAAAAACAUUCAAAUCGACCUCACCAACACAUACAAAGACAUGAUGGUCUUGGAUGCCGAUGGUGUUCCUGAAGACAGGGCUUUGGUAUACGCUGGUGUGAGCAACCGCCUUCAAGACUUCAUCGCAUAUCUUAAACACAACGGGUUAUUCGUCCCUACUGGGCAAUGUGCUUACGUCUGCGUGGGUGGUCAUGGCCAGACUGGCGGUUACGGUCAGCUUGGCCGUAGCUUCGGCCUUUUUGGCGAUCACAUCAUAGCCAUCCGCAUGAUCGGCCAUGACGGUGCUAUUCAAACCGUCACGAAGCAGCGCGAUUCUGAGCUCUUUUAUGCCAUCCUUGGUGGCAGUCCAGGCAAUUUCGGUAUCAUCACCCACUACACUGUUGAGGUGUACAAGGGCCAGAGCUACAUGGGCAGUGUUGCAGGCCCUAACGGAUUUAAGGGUCCGCAUGGCUUGAAAGGUCUCUGGAUCUACGACCAAGAGGUCCUCACUAGUCUUCUCAAUGUUCUUGCGAAAAUGUCAGACGAGGGAAGUGCGCCGAGAGGCUUCGACUUGUGCGUUAGCGUUCUUAGCACUGACUUUCCUGUCACCAUGCUCUUCCCAUCGUUGAAGAAUGAUACAAUCUGGAAGAAGAUCCAGAACAAGAUCAAAACAGCUUUAGCUGAUGAUGUGCUGAACCUUCUAAAUGGUGAAUUUCCUGCAAUCAUUGUGCUCUAUGCACAAUGGUGCCCGACAAGCAAGGACGACAAAUAUGACGCCGAUGUUGACAACUGGUUUCAGCAGUUCCGCGAUCUGAGCAGCUUCUGGAAAGAUUUCGCUCUCCUAAUCAACGAAUUUGAUGAGAGCAUGGCCAAAAUGACUUCAAAUUGGAUCUUUCCUCGGCAACGAGAGUUUGAUCUUCCUUAUGUCAAGCGCACAUACGCUACCAAAUCGACCACGCUCCAGAAGGAUGGCUGGGUCAAAACUGUAGUUGAUCGCCUGGACUUGAUCUACAACCCCCGCCAAAAGCUUGACAAUAACCAAGGAGACACGGACUAUGAGAUCUAUGAUCACUGCAAACUCUCUGUUCAGAUACAGUGUUUUGGAGGCGUGAACUCACGCUUCUACAAGAACAGAAAUAAUGGCACCUCUUAUAGCUGGAGGGACUCAACAGUUGUGCAAACAUUGGACUGCUUCCAUGACCCAGGCGCCAAGUACAAGGAGUACGCAGUCAACUGGCAAAAAGCAAACGAUACUCUGAUGAUUGGUCCCUCAAGUCCUUUUAGCAAACAGGAUAGGCGUGUGCUUUGGGGAUCAUGGGGUGACUGGGACAUGCGGAAACCUGAGAUUUGGAGGGCCUAUUAUGAGGACGCAGACAAGUAUCAGAGGCUAGGUCGAGCGAGAGCCAAAGCUGACCCGAACAAUACCUUUACCCCAAAUGUGUUUUCUGUUGAAGCAGUCAAGAGUACUUAA
Messenger RNA from Phaeoacremonium minimum UCRPA7, 1701 nucleotides. RefSeq names its product putative fad binding domain-containing protein. Lineage: Eukaryota; Fungi; Ascomycota; Sordariomycetes; Togniniales; Togniniaceae. Gene Ontology annotation, molecular function: oxidoreductase activity; FAD binding. Bases 1 to 1701 code for a protein of 566 amino acids. The record is from RefSeq and is a predicted model, not a curated record. The transcript has a single exon.